Molecule: messenger RNA, 6053 nt
Organism: Cervus elaphus (red deer)
Lineage: Eukaryota; Metazoa; Chordata; Mammalia; Artiodactyla; Cervidae
Gene: CNNM3
Product: cyclin and CBS domain divalent metal cation transport mediator 3
Exons: 9
Coding region: 1501-3747 (748 amino acids)
Biological process (GO): transport; magnesium ion homeostasis
Cellular component (GO): plasma membrane
Molecular function (GO): transmembrane transporter activity
Source: RefSeq, a predicted model, not a curated record
GAAAAGUCACAGGUCAGAGCCCUGUGUAGAGGUACUGGGUGUUUUUCCCACCUUGUCUCUGGAACUGUUCUUUGCUGGUUAACUUUUCAGGCAUGUAGCUCAUUUCAAUUAUGUUGUCCAUUCUAUCUCUGUCAGCAUUUUUAUUUGGACUUGGAGACAAGUGUGAACCAAAGGGACUGAGUCUAUUAUUAUUUUUUCAAAAGAGGCAUGCCAGUCCGGUGGAAAGGGUCAAAGGUCAUAAUUGCUUCUGUUGGCAGCUUAUUCUGGAAUUUUUCACACAAUACUUAUGUUGGUCACUCACCACAGGUUUACUCAUUUUUGCACAUUACCUUCCACACAAGUAUAUUUCACUUAAUUGUGACCACAGUGCCUAAGCUUUUUAAUAGUAUUUUCAUGACAAUAUAUGUGUUUCUAUACAGUCCAUGCAAAGCCCAUUUUGAAUAACACAUAUGGAUCGUCUUAUCAGUCUACUUAUGUUAGGAAGGUUGAAAAUACAUUAAAAUGUAGAAAAUACAAAAAAACCAUUUUGUUGGCACACUGAUAGAGAAGUCUUGUUAGCUUGUCCAUUUCCUUCCAACCAGGUAAAGUUCACAUAGAACAGGUUGAGGAACAUUCCAUACUGUCAAGGACCAUACAGUCUUCUAAAACAACAAUCCGGGGAGGAUCCUCUUCAAUAGUUCCUGUUCGUCGUUAGGAAUUAUUUUCCCAAGGAUCCUCUGCUAGAAUUGAAGUGACCAGAUACAGUAAUUCCUGACAGAGAUGCCAACUCCUAGUGUGACUGGGAUGGCUACAGGAUAUUAGGCUGGUCGCUUUGGAAUCCAUCAUCCGUGCACGAGUAGCGUUCACUUUUCUCUGGUAAAGUGUCUUAAUAACGAAGUAACUGCAAGGCUCCAAUGAGGCAGUGAUUUCGUGUGUUUACGUUCUUCGUUCUCUCUGGCAGGGUGCAAGUUCAGCUAAGGAGGGACUGUGUGUUUACGUCCCAGACCCACAGCAGAGUCGCGCGCGAUCAAGGAAUACUUAAAAUAAGCUUUAGCUUCCGACGCCCAGUCGCCGGUUCUUUUAGCCCUCUUCGAGGUUUGGGUCGUUGGUUUCUGAGAAAACGGACCAUCUCCCUUCGUUGAAUACUCUAGCUGCUGUUUCAGGAGCGCCACUCCUCUCGGCGGCCCGAGUCCCGAGCCAGGGACUUCCCAGAGUACGGGCCUGGCCUCCCGGCGCUGGGGACCGCCGGAGGGAACCAGACGCCCGCGGACAGCGGGCCAGCUCGCCGCCCAGCGUCCUCCGGUUGCCGCGGCCCAGGCCCACAGGGCCAAGAGUCCCACGCCCCCGGCCCGCCCCGGGAUCUCGCCGCCGCUUGUUUACUCCCCGGCGCAGCCUAGUCCGACCCUGGGGCCCGCCCCCGCCCGCUGCCUAUUGGCUGAGGAGACUCCAGGGCUGGCGACGAUUGGCCCGGCGGAGGCGGAGAGGUAGGCUGCGCGGGAGGCCGAGAGGGGGCAGCAGGCGAUGGCGGCGGCGGCGGCGGCGGCGGCGGGUCGGCUAGGCUGGUUGCUCGCCGCGCUCUGCCUGGGCAACGCCGCCGGCGAGGCGGCGCCGGACCCGCGAGUGCUGGGCGUCUGUCUAGAGGAGGACGGAGCGGCGGGCGCGGGGUGGGCGCACGAAGGGGAGGUGCGGGCAGCGCCGGAGGCCACCUUCCGCUUGCGCCUCUUCGGCUCGGGCUUCUCCAACAGCUCCUGGUCCUGGGUGGCUCCUGAGGGGGCGGGUUGCCCCGAGGGCGGGCCGGCCGCGGCGCCCGACGAAGCGGCGGCCCCCACGGGCGAGUGGCGUGCGUUGCUGCGCCUGCGCGCCGAGGACGCGCGCCCGCACUCUGUGCGGCUGGCGGUGCGCGGGGAGCCUGGCGGUUCGGCGGCCGAAGAGGCGGCAGCCCUCACGGGCGAGUGGCGCGCACUGCUGCGCCUGCGCGCCGAGGCCGCACGCCCGCACUCGGCGCUGCUGGCCGUGCGUGUGGAGCCGGGCGGCUCGGCAGCCGAGGAGGAGGCGCCGCCCUGGGCUCUGGGCCUGGGGGCGGCGGGGCUGUUGGCGCUGGCGGCUCUGGCGCGGGGCCUGCAGCUGAGCGCACUGGCGCUGGCGCCCGCCGAGGUGCAGGUGCUGCGCGAGAGCGGCUCGGAGGCGGAGCGUGCGGCGGCGCGGCGCCUGGAGCCUGCACGGCGCUGGGCGGGCUGCGCCCUGGGCGCGCUGCUGCUGCUGGCCAGCCUGGCGCAGGCGGCGCUGGCGGUUCUGCUGUACCGCGCGGCUGGCCAGCGCGCAGUCCCCGCCGUGCUAGGCAGCGCGGGGCUCGUGUUCCUGGUGGGCGAGGUGGUGCCGGCUGCCGUGAGCGGGCGCUGGACGUUGGCACUGGCGCCGCGCGCGCUGAUCCUCAGCCGCCUGGCGGUGCUGCUCACCCUGCCCGUGGCGCUGCCGGUGGGCCAGCUGCUGGAGCUGGCGACGCGGCCAGGGAGGCUGCGCGAGCGCGUGCUGGAGCUGGCGCGCGGCGGCGGCGACCCCUACAGCGAUCUCAGCAAGGGCGUGUUGCCCUGCCGGACAGUGGAGGACGUGCUCACGCCCCUCGAGGACUGCUUCAUGCUGGAUGCCAGCACCGUGCUGGACUUCGGCGUCCUGGCCAGCAUCAUGCAGAGCGGCCACACGCGCAUCCCCGUGUACGAGGACGAGCGCUCCAACAUCGUGGACAUGCUCUAUCUCAAGGAUUUGGCUUUCGUGGACCCCGAAGACUGCACGCCGCUCAGCACCAUCACCCGCUUCUACAAUCACCCACUCCACUUCGUCUUCAACGACACCAAGCUGGACGCCGUCCUGGAGGAGUUCAAGCGAGGGAAGUCUCACCUGGCCAUCGUGCAGAAGGUGAACAACGAGGGUGAAGGUGACCCCUUCUACGAGGUGCUGGGCCUGGUCACCCUGGAGGAUGUCAUCGAGGAGAUCAUUAAGUCUGAGAUCCUGGAUGAGUCUGAAGACUACCGAGACACUAUAGUAAAGAAGAAGCCUGCGUCUCUGAACGCCCCUCUCAGGCAGAAAGAGGAGUUCUCCUUGUUCAAGGUGUCUGACGACGACUAUAAAGUGAAAAUCUCACCUCAGCUGCUCUUGGCCACCCAGCGCUUCCUGUCCCGAGAGGUGGACGUCUUCAGCCCGCUGCGGGUCUCUGAGAAGGUCCUCCUGCACUUGCUGAAGCAUCCCAGCGUCAACCAGGAAGUGCGGUUUGACGAGAGCGACCGCCUGGCCGCCCACCACUACCUGUACCAGCGCAGCCGGCCGGUGGACUACUUCAUCCUCAUCCUGCAGGGCAGAGUGGAGGUGGAGAUCGGGAAGGAGGGCUUGAAGUUCGAAAAUGGGGCCUUCACCUACUACGGGGUUUCUGCCCUGACAGCGCCAUCCUCGGUUCACCAGUCCCCGGUGUCCUCGCUCCAGUCUAUCCGCUACGACCCACUGCCCGAGCCCGCUGACAGCACCCGCUUGUCUGCGUAUUGUCCCGACUACACCGUGAGGGCCCUCUCUGACCUGCAGUUCAUCAAGGUUACUCGGUUGCAGUACCUCAAUGCACUCCUGGCCACCCGCGCCCAGGCGCUGCCGCAGUCCCCGGAGAACACGGAGCUUCUGGCCAUCCCUGGCAGCCAGACCAGGCUCCUCGGUGACAAGGCGGCCACAGCCCCAGCCUUCCCGAUAGACCUUUCCCUCUUUGGCACAUUUGGAAACUGCAGUUGAUAAUUGACUGUGGACUAGUGAGCAUUUUUUGUUUCAGACAACACCCCAGGAUCCAACCACAGCAGACCCGGCCUCCCAGCAGAGGAGAGCCCCGGGCGGAACCCGGGAGUUUAGCCGCUUGUCAAGCAGCCCCAGGUCUGGGGAAUAGACAAGCACGUGGGGAACUGGAGCAAGCCGGAAAGCAGCUUCCUGCCAGCCCAUCCCGUCCCCUGCGGGCCACGUUUUAGAUGGCCUUGUACAUGCAGGUCCUGGCUGUCCUCCGAACUAGACAUCAGUGCCAGGAGCCUUCAGCAGGUUCUGCCUCCCCACCCCUAGAACACGAGGGUCAGUGGGGGCCAGCCCUCCAGGUCUGCUGCCGAAUGGAGUGAAAGGAACAGCGUCAUCUCCAGUCCCCGGGGCCAGCCUCCCUGUGACAGUGUCUUUAUACCUCUCCGGCCAGGCCACGAUGUGAGCGCAGUAACUGCCUUCCUGUGGCCGUGACCUGCACUCUCUCUGCUUCAUUUGCCAACCUUCUGCUGCUGGCAGCACCUCUUGAGCAAACCGAGCGCACCAUGUGGGCUGGGGUUUCACAUCCGUGGGCUUGGCCACGCCAGCCUUGCUGGCUUCCCUUAUGACACCAUGCUUCCAGGCAUGCGCCAAAGCUGGAAGCUGUGUCCUCCAGGCCCGCUGCCUCCCGUGGAGGUGGCUUUUCCUGCCCUGUCCCAAGCCCAGAGCGAGCACACUGGCCCCUGCGGGGUUCAGGAGCCCCUUCUUCCUGCGGCUCCUCCACCUGCCUGGCUCAGUGGCACUAACAGUAUUGUCGUUUUCCGUGUGUUAAGAAGAGGUCAUAGGUAGGGGGAAGGGAUUGCUGUGAUGCACCUGAUCCGUUGUCGUCAGAUCCCAGAGUGGGUCGCCGGAGGCCCCCGGGGUGCUGUGUGCCUGGAAAGCGCAUGGAGAGCAGCAAGGGAGGCAGGGCUGGGUAUGGACCAGGUAGACCCCCGUCACCUGUCUUUGGAAAAAAGGUGAAAUCAAAAGUUUUUCUUAGAGCUCUGAGAUGUUUUAAGCUCAUGGUUUUAUUCCCAUUCCAGCUCUCUGGGGCUUCAGAGAAGUGGGAACAAGAAGGCGUUUGUAUCGUCUUCUGGUUACCUACAUCCACCUUCCGUGGUGCUUUAGCUGCGCAGAAACUGGGGCAUCAUGGGGAUCCCAGGGAGGGAGGCAGGAGGAUUUCUGAACCUUUCUCAGUGGCAUUUGGGUCCUUAUCCAGGAUCAGUGGGAGUGAAGGCCAAAAAACAGUGGCCUGCUCACUUAGAAACUUCUCAAGGAAUUCUCUCUCAAGAGCAAACCCAGGUGGGAAAUAGAUACUUGAAAAUUUUUUCUCUCUGCAGAAGAGUGGUGGUUAACCUUGGCUGCACAUUGGAAUCACAUGGCAAGUUAAAAAUACUGCUCCCUGGGCCGCUCCCCCCAACCCACCCACCCAGGGAUUCUGAUUUAAUCAGUCCAGGCAUCAGGAUUUUAUUCUGUAAAAUUAUUUUAUAUUCACAGAUCACGCCUGCUUCCCUGAAUGUUAACAUCUAUAACCUUGGUGCACUUAUCAAAAUUAAAAAAUUAACAUUGGUACAAAACUAUUAACUAAAUUACAGACUUCAUUUGGGUUUUUAUCAAAUUUUCCAUAAUGUCCUUUUCUGUUGCAGGACCCAACCCAGGACACCAAGUUGCAUUUAGAGCUAUUGCCUUUUUUCCUAUUUUUCUCCUAUAACUUUUUACUUUGAAAUAAUGACAGAUUCAUAGGAAGUUGCAAGGAUAGAGGUCCCAUGUAUCCUUCCCCCAGUUUUCCUCCAUGAUUACACUGUCUUACAUAGUUAGAGUACAGUAUGAAAACCAGGAAUCUGACUCUGGUGCAAUGUGGGUAUGUAGUUCUGUAGCAUCUUAUCACAUGUAGAUUUGUGUAACCACCACUUCAGUCUAGAUACAGAACUGUUCCUCACUAGGAUCUCCCUCCAACAGAUGCUCUUAAAGCCACACCCACCCCCUCUGGCCACUACCCGUAAUCCCUGGCAACCACUAAUCUGUACAUCAUCUCUGUAAUUUUGUCAUUUGAAGAAUGCUGUAUAAAUGGGGUCCUGUGGUAUGUAAGUGUGGGGACUGGCUUUCUUCACUCGGCGCAUUGUUCUGGGGUCUCCUCCAGGCUGUUGCACGUGUCAGUCAGUUGUUGCUUCGUGAUUGCUGUGUGGUAUUCCACCACAGACUCGCUGUCCUGUCUAAGGACAUCUGGGUGGGUUCCGGUUUUUGGCUAUUCCAAAUAAAGCUGCUAUGAACAUUCAUCACAG